Molecule: messenger RNA, 3325 nt
Organism: Gastrolobium bilobum
Lineage: Eukaryota; Viridiplantae; Streptophyta; Magnoliopsida; Fabales; Fabaceae
Product: ABC transporter A family member 2-like
Exons: 16
Coding region: 187-3084 (965 amino acids)
Biological process (GO): transmembrane transport; lipid transport
Cellular component (GO): membrane; intracellular membrane-bounded organelle
Molecular function (GO): lipid carrier activity; ATP binding; ATP hydrolysis activity
Source: RefSeq, a predicted model, not a curated record
UCACUCGCCUACGAUAUCAGUAUUUGAAGGAUUCCACGAUAUCACUUUCCUAGUUUCCUUAAUAAAUACCAACAUUACAAGUGAUGAAGUUACACAACCCCCUUUUCUGUUAUGUCUCUCAUCUGUCUCUAACCCAGCAGUGACAGAGAGUCAGAGACAGACACACACACACCCGAACAAAACAACAUGGAAUUGCGUACCGGUUUUCCGUUACUGUUUCAACAAUACAAGGCGUUGUUGAAGAAGAAUUUGUUGCUGUCGUGGCGUUACAAGAGGGCGAGUCUCCUUCAACUCUUGUCUCCUCUCAUAUUCAUAUUCCUCAUCUUCGCCAUUGAUAAAGCCAUUAAGACUCAGUAUUCAAACACCUCUUCUUACAAGAGCGUCACCGAUCCUAAUCCACAACCCUCUCCUCCUAUCCCUCCCUGCGAGACCAAGUUCUUCGUCAAGCUUCCCUGUUAUGAUUUCGUGUGGAGCGGUGAUGAUAAUCCCAAGUUUCACACCAUUGUUGACCGUAUCAUGAAUAACAACCCAGGCAGGCCUAUAUCUCCCGCCAAGGUUAAAUCCUUUAAGGAUAAAGGUGAAGUGGAUGCGUGGCUUUUCAGUAAUCCUAUGUAUUGUCCAGGGGCUCUACAUUUCAUGGAAAAAAAUAACACUGUUAUCAGCUAUGGUGUACAGACAAACUCAACUAAUCUUCAGAGGCGAGGGAAAUAUGAAGACCCCACUUUUGCGUUUCAACUCCCUCUUCAGCUUGCUGCAGAGCGUGAAAUUGCCAGAUACCUUAUUGGUGACCCAAACUUCAGCUGGAAUGUCUUUUUGAAGGAAUUUGCUCAUCCAGCCAUGAGCCCCUUCUCUGCAGUGGGUUCAAUUGGUCCAGCAUUUUUCCUUGCUAUUGCCAUGUUUAAUUUUGUUCUUCAGAUGAGCUCUUUGGUGACAGAAAAAGAGCUUAAACUUCGCCAGGCAAUGAGCAUGAUGGGCCUUUAUGACUCUGCUUACUGGUUAUCCUGGCUCACCUGGGAGGCAGUUGUUACACUCCUAUCAUCCCUUCUCAUAGUUCUCUUUGGAAUGAUGUUUCAGUUUCGCUUUUUCUUGAAAAACAGUUUUGGGGUUCUAUUCCUUGUGUUCUUCCUGUUUGAACUCAAUAUGACUGGCUUAGCCUUCAUGUUAUCGGCUUUCAUUCGUAAAUCAUCUUCAGCUACAACUUUAGGCUUCUCCAUAUUCAUUAUAGGCUUCCUGACUCAGCUUGUUACACAAGCAGGAUUUCCUUACACAACAAGCAUCUCCAAAACUUUCCGGAAUAUCUGGUCAUUAUUCCCGCCCAAUCCUUUUUCUCAAGCUCUACAAGUGCUUUCAGAUGCGGUUUCAACUCCUGAAGAUGAUGGUCUUAGCUGGAGUAAACGGGGAGAAUGCGCUCCUAAUGAUGAUAACUGUGUGAUAACUAUUAAUGAUAUUUAUAUAUGGCUUUUGGUCACGUUCAUACUAUGGUUUGUUCUGGCCAUCUACUUCGACAAUAUAAUUCCAAAUGCAUCAGGGGUGAGAAAAUCAAUGCUAUACUUUCUAAAUCCCGGUUAUUGGAUGGGAAAAGGAGGACAAAAAGUAAAAGAGGGCAGGAUUUGUAGUUGCAUAGGUUCAGCCCCACAUCAAGAGCAUAGUACACCAGAUGAUGAAGAUGUCCUUGAAGAGGAAAACACAGUAAAACAGAAACUAACAGAAGGUGUGGUUGACGCAAGCGUUGCUGUUCAGAUACAUGGCCUUGCGAAGACAUAUCCUGGUGCACGGAACAUUGGUUGCUGUAAAUGUAAAAGAACUCCUCCUUACAAUGCUGUUAAGGAUUUAUGGGUGAACCUCGAAAAGGAUCAGUUAUUUUGUCUUUUAGGACCCAAUGGAGCUGGAAAGACUACAGCUAUUAAUUGUUUGACUGGGAUAACUCCAGUAACUGACGGAGAUGCAUUGAUUUAUGGAAAUUCUGUCCGAAGCUCCACUGGCAUGUCAAACAUUCGAAAGCUUAUAGGAGUAUGUCCCCAGUUUGAUAUCCUAUGGGAUGCGCUGUCUGGUGAAGAACACCUCCAACUAUUUGCUACUAUUAAAGGCCUGUCCCCAACUUCCAUACAAUCAGUAUGUAUGCUUAGGCCUGAAAUCGUUCUACUCACAGAAUCAGCUAAAGUGAGAGCUGGAAGUUAUAGUGGAGGAAUGAAACGUCGUCUCAGUGUUGCAAUUGCCCUUAUUGGUGACCCUAAAUUAGUCAUUUUGGAUGAACCGACAACUGGUAUGGAUCCAAUAACAAGGAGGCAUGUGUGGGACAUAAUUGAAAAUGCAAAAAGAGGACGUGCCAUUGUUCUUACAACACACUCUAUGGAAGAAGCUGACAUUUUAAGUGACCGCAUAGGAAUCAUGGCAAAGGGAAGGCUUCGAUGCAUUGGCACCUCAAUCAGAUUGAAGUCACGCUUUGGUACUGGUUUUAUUGCUAAUAUCAGCUUCUAUGGAAACAAUAUCCAUCACAGUCCUCCCAACGGAGAUGCAAUUUCCACAGAACAGCGCGAUGCAGUGAAGCAGUUCUUUAAGAAUCAUUUAGAUGUAGUGCCAAAAGAGGAGAACAAUAACUUUCUAACUUUUGUGAUUCCUCAUGACAGAGAGGCGCUUCUGACAAAUUUUUUUGCGGAGCUCCAAGAUAGAGAAGAAAAAUUUGGCAUAUCUGACAUCCAGCUGGGUCUAACAACUCUUGAAGAAGUUUUCUUGAAUAUUGCAAAGCAAGCAGAGCUAGAAAGCGCUACAGCUGAAGGGAGCCUAGUGACUCUGACCUUAACAUCUGGAGAGUCUGCGCAGAUUCCUAUAGGAGCUAGGUUUGUGGGAAUUCCAGGAACAGAGUCUGCAGAAAGCCCCACAGGGUCUAUGGUAGAAGUAUACUGGGAGCAAGAUGACACUGGUGCUCUAUGUAUUUCUGGCCACUCGCAGAAAGUUCCAAUUCCUCCUGGCGUUGAACUAUCAUCAUCUCCUGCUGCAAGGCAACGUAGAAACUGGCGCCGGUCAGCGCCAGUUCAUGGGGUUGUGAUCAAUCCCAGUCAAGUUAGUUCAGUCAAUUUUCAGUGAUGGAUGUCCUAUGUUUUGGGAGAUGGUGGAACGUACAUAUUUUUUUGUUGCGGUUUGAUUUGUACAUGUUUUUAGCAGUUGGCAUUGGCACCGUGUUGGACUUGCAUAUAGAAUUUAGUCAUUUCCCCCCAUUUUAUAGAGUAUUUUUAUGAUGUAUAAUUAGGUUGUUAAGUUUCAACUAUUUAUGACUUAUUUUUCUGUUUUAUAUAUUUAAAUUAAAUAAUGAAUGUUGACACUACGU